This is a messenger RNA of Myxozyma melibiosi, 2127 nucleotides long. Its product is annotated as nucleoside phosphatase family-domain-containing protein. Gene Ontology annotation, molecular function: UDP phosphatase activity; GDP phosphatase activity. Gene Ontology annotation, biological process: UDP catabolic process. NCBI's taxonomy places the organism in Eukaryota, Fungi, Ascomycota, Lipomycetes, Lipomycetales, Lipomycetaceae. The transcript has a single exon. The record is from RefSeq and is a predicted model, not a curated record. The coding region runs from base 109 to 1998 and encodes 629 amino acids. Gene Ontology annotation, cellular component: Golgi apparatus.
GUAAUCAGCCACUGCACCGCCGCACCGCUGUGACCGCCACCUUCCUCGAAUCCCAAACAGAGACCGGCGCAGACCAGUGCAGACCCCAAAACCACCUCUCAAAAGACGAUGCCGGCUCUCCCCUCUGCUCCUCAGAACUACGGAGUUGUCAUCGAUGCGGGCUCAAGCGGAUCGCGCGUGCAGAUCUACUCCUGGUCCACGAAGUUCGACUCGUCGUCGGCCACCCUGCCAAAAGUAGGCAAAGGCGGCGACGACUGGUAUCUCAAAGUGAGCCCGGGCAUAUCCUCCUACGCCGACCACCAAAAGGACCUGGAAGGCAAGCACCUCGAUCCGCUACUUGAGCGUGCUCUUGCUAUCGUGCCCAAGGAGAAGCAGCCCGAGACACCCAUCUUCCUUCUCGCGACUGCGGGCAUGCGACUGCUACCGGACGAACAGCAGAAGCAGCUCCUCGCGAAGACCUGCUUCCACAUCAAAAAGACAACAAACUUCCUACUUCCGGACUGCGACAGCCAUAUCCGCGUAAUCGACGGAGAAACAGAGGGCCUCUAUGGCUGGCUCGCGCUCAACUACAUGCUAGGCGCCAUCGACUCGCCAGAGAAAACAAACCACGGCAAGGGCCACCACACCUUUGGCUUUCUCGAUAUGGGCGGUGCGUCAGCGCAGAUUGCGUUUGCGCCAAAUAAUACAGAGGCGAAAAAGCAUAUGGACGAUCUCUACGGCGUGCGACUACGAACGCAGGCGGGCGAGCCUCUGCAGUUUAACGUGUUUGUCUCGACAUGGCUCGGAUACGGAGCCAACGAGGCCCACAGGCGGUACAUUGAGCUCCUUGUCAAGAACGCGUCAGCGAAAAGUGCCGUGCCUACAUUACUGGAGCGGGAUGACGCCGACAGCGACGACGAAGGCGACGACGAGCAUAAAGUUGGGACCAAGACCGCAAAGGAUACAAUCAUAGACCCGUGCUCACCUCGCGGCUACACCGACAGUUCCGACCCACUACUCGCGGGCAAGACUCUGUACGGAAGUGGGAAUUUAACCGAAUGUUUACAAUUCACAUAUCCUCUACUCUCAAAAGAUCUGCCGUGCCAUGACGAUCCUUGUCUCUUUGGCGGAGUGCACGCGCCCGCGAUUGAUUUCGACGUGAACCAUUUCGUCGGCGUUAGUGAGUACUGGCAUACGACGCGUUCAGGCUUGUUUGCCGACGCAUUGCCCGAGAAUGCUGAUUCGGCGCUGAAAAUAGACGCGACCGUGAACGCAGGUGGUGCAUACAACUACGCCAAGUUUUCCAAACGACUCGAAGAGUUCUGCGCCAGUGACUGGGACCCGCUGGCCACCAAGGCAAAAGCACAGGGUAUCGAUCUUCACAAGUUGCAGGAAAUGUGCUUCAAGGGGAGCUGGGUUAUGAACAUGCUGCAUUCAGGCUUUGGCGUCCCGCGAUCGUCAGAAGGAAUCGCCGAGGCUGCGGCGGAUGCUGCUGCAAAGGCGAAGGAGAAAGGGUUUUCGGACGACUCUUUCCAAAGUAUCGACAAGAUAAACGGCGUCGAGCUUAGCUGGACGCUUGGGAAAGCCGUGCUUUACGCUGCGAGCCAGGUGCCGCUGAAUCCAAAGCUUGCCGACGCGGCGACAGGCAACAUGUCUGCGAUGUACGACGUGGGCUAUGGUCCCAACAGCGGGAUCUUCAUUCCCGAGCGCGUAGACGUCGGCACGAUCAUCCCGGACCCGGUGAUUGUGAACGACGUGGACGAAUGGGGCGUAAGCGCUGCCGCGAUCUCGUCGCAGGGCACGUUUGGCAAGCGACGGAUGCCGGGGCUGGUGAUGUUUGCGCUGAUUUUCAUGCUGAUGGCGUACGUGCUCGCGGGCAAAGUGCGCCGGCGCAAGUUCACGUUCACGCUCACGCCGAAACGGUAUCGGCGGCGCGUCACGGGCGUGGGGAAUUCGACGGCGAUGGAGAGUAGCUCGCAUUUGGUUAUGGGGAGCGGGCUCGGAACGCGGGAGGUUUGAUUGAAAUGCAUGAGAGGAAGGGUUCAGCUCUGGAUUUGUUUUCCAAAAGGCGUUUGUAAAUUAGUUGUUGCUGCCUUUGCAUUUGUUGUUAUUCGUACAUUUAUGGCAAUAGUAUCGUAUCUACACUGC